Messenger RNA from Syngnathus acus (greater pipefish), 1287 nucleotides. RefSeq names its product outer dynein arm docking complex subunit 4 (gene odad4). The record is from RefSeq and is a predicted model, not a curated record. Bases 334 to 1200 code for a protein of 288 amino acids. Gene Ontology annotation, molecular function: protein binding. Lineage: Eukaryota; Metazoa; Chordata; Actinopteri; Syngnathiformes; Syngnathidae. Gene Ontology annotation, cellular component: cytoplasm. The transcript has 5 exons.
CUUCUAAUACUCAAAACAGUGGAGAGGCGAAUUUAAAACAAGAUUUAGAAAGACGAUAUAUGGAAUACGUUUAUAUGUAGUCAUAAUUAUUGUACCUGAAGUUAACUCCAAACUCUCAUUGGCUCAAAUGAGGCAAGUGUACCUAAUGUGGUGUCGUGAGUAGUAUCGAGUGAGAAAAUCUGCGUUUCCACACAUUUUCCAGCCAGCCGGGAGGGGGCGCCAUUGCUCUUAUUUGUUCCCGCGGUUGCCAGGUUACCGAGCCAGUGAGGCGCUUCUUGCGGCCUUUUGUCUUUUUUUCUUUUCACUCUUUUGGCAAAAUUCUCUGGGUAAGCAAUGUCUGAAACAGAGUCUGAGUGUAAAAAUCCGAAGGCGAAAGGUGUUUUCUCCACUUUAAUGGCGGAUGGUGACUGGUUGCUGCUGAAGGGAGAGUGUGAAAAAGCAGUCGAAAGCUACAGCACGGCUCUGACACUCAAACCUGAAGACAAAGACUGCUUUGUGGGUCGCUCCAAGUGCUACCUAAAGGUGGGUCAAUACGAAAAAGCCCUGAGGGACGCCGAAGCGUCACUUCAAGAAGACCACUCCUUUUUUGAGGUAUGCGUUUUUGACAUCACACUAAACAAUUGUGUGGAACAAAUGAUACAAUUAUUCUUUUUUUAUUUCAAUGAGGGCUUGUACCAGAAGGCCGAGGCUUUGUACUGCUUGGGGGAAUUUGAAUUUGCGCUAGUGUUUUACCACCAAGGGCUGAAGCUGCGCCCUCAAGUCCACGAGUUCCAGCUGGGCAUCCAGAAAGCGCACGAAGCCAUUGAGAACGCCGUCACUGUUCCUCCUGCCGUCAUACAGAAGGUUAAAGCAGACAUGCUGCAAAAAGAUGCGGAGAUGACAGCAGCCAAGAAGCCACACACCUCUGAGACAGAGAAGAAGAGCAAGAAAUACCUGGGGGAGUUUUACGAGGACAGGAAGUAUCUGGAGAAUUUGUUAAAGGAUGAAGCCUUGGUGAAAAGCAAGACGAGAAACGGCAAGCAACUGCAGGACGUCAUCCAGGGCUGCCUCACAUACUUGGAUGACUGCGCCGACUUCUGGAACCAGCAGAAGCCCCCGUGUCCUUCACCCAAAGACCCUCAAAGACAACCAAGCAAGCGGGCCAAAACGCCUGCCCGUGCCCCCACGGAACCCGCACAUGUGAUACUUAAGAGCCUAUAGGACACUGACACAUAUCAUUGAAUUAGAUUUGCAGUUAUUUAUUUCAAAAGGCACAAGAAUAAAAACAGUAUGACAGACGAAAGAAGA